ACGUGUGAUGUAAAUAAAGAUGGCGGCUUCUUCUAUUUCGAGUAUUGAUGAAAAUUAUGUUUUACCGAAAACAAAUAACGUCAAACCUCAACAGAAUUUAGUUGAUAUUAUCAACCUUGAUCAUAACUACUGUAGACCGUGGUCUGAACGUGAAAAAAUUCCACAUGCGAGGCCUGCUAAGAACCUUUUCUGGCCGCAAACAGAAAAUGAGUAUGAAGAGGGCAACGAUACGACGACAUCUGAAGCGAAGAGAAAACCCGAAGACAAAAAAGUGGUUAAAGUAGAUGAGGUUAUUGAUGUUGAGACGGUUGAAGAAGAGCCACUUAAUGGGCCUGCUGCUGUUAAUAUGCAAUAUGAUGUUGUGAAGUCCAAAAUUGUGAUGUCUGAAUGUGAGAAAUAUGUUAAUAGUUCAUCCAGUAAACGAACACCUGACACUUGGGAAGAGCUCAUUUGUAGAACUGGCUGGACAACGCAACAAAAUGUACUGUUUGAUAAGAUUCUCAAGAUUGUGUCCGCAUAUCGUCUCUCAUGGCUUACAUAUCAAGGGUCGGCCAAUGAGCCAAUCCUUCGUCGGGUGGCUGUUGAUAAAGCCACAAAACGUGUCAGGCAAAUUCUAAGCAGAAUUGAAUGGGAACCUAAACUAACAACUUGGUUACACAGUUCAAUGGUUGAUGGUCUCAGUGUUCCACUGUUGACUUGUUAUUUGGAUAUUGUGCAAACAUUGCGAUCAAAGGUACCAACGCUUGUGGACAAGAUGAUUGCAGGGGGCACAAGCAAUCGCCGUGUCUCAGCUGGGGCAACAGACAAUCUUACUGCAUUAUUAAAAAGACCUUGGGAUGCCACAGUGGCACUAACAUCUUUCCAAAGACCUCAGAGAAAGAUUACAGGAACUCCUUUGUUAUUGAUUGUACCAAGCGGACCAACUACCAGUGCUUCUGGUAAUUCAACCAAACGGUCUCGCUUCUGGCACCAUCAUCUUUCACACUUUGGUAAAGUAAUCCCUGUCACAAUGCAUCUUAGUAACAGUGGUAGAGGCGUUUCUAUUGGCCAAUGUCUUGAUCACAUGAUUGGUGCUGUUCAAGCUAAAGUUCUUGAGCUAAAAAAUCACUUUCCUAACCGUCCUGUUGUUCUCAUCGGUUGGGCGACUGGAGCUUUGGUCUCUUUCCAGGUAUCAUUAAAAGAGUCUGUCUGUGCUGUUGUCUGCCUUGGUUUUCCCCUCCUGGGUGUUGAAGGAAUUCGUGGGGAAAGUGGUGAUUCUUUCCUGGAAAACAAAACUCCAACAAUGUUUGUUUUUGGUUCGUUAUCCACAUCAUGUUCUUUGCCAGAUAUUGAGGAGUUCCGAAGAAAACUGAUGUCAGAUACUAGUCUACUAGUGAUCGGAGGUGCUGAUGAUCAGCUUCGUCUCACAAGCGCGAAAAGGAAAAUGGAACGUGUGACCCAGUCUGUAGUAGACAGAAGGAUCAUGGACGAUAUUGGCGAGUUUCUUAAUCACGCUGUCUCAUCAAUGAAUGAUGACUCACAUCCACGAUUAAACUAUUUUGAUUUUGACGAUGUCGAUAAUCGACGAAAGAAACCAAAAACGGAGUAUCGGAAGCGUUCGGCCGGCGACGCGGCGGGCUCGGCAACAGCCGCCAAAAAACCUCGUGGACGAACGCCUAAAGCAGCUGAUGGAAGUGCCCCGAAGAAACCAAAAACUGUGAAAAAUGUCAAAAAGACACCUGCUAAUAAACCGGUUGCAGCAACUGGUCAAACAGGUAAAGAAUCAGCUGCUCCAGCAGCUCGACCAACCGGUGGUCUUCCAAUCGCUCCAUUACGACCGACACAUCCCACAAUUCCAGGCAGUAUCAUUCAAGGAGUCCCGCUGACCAGUGUCAGUGUGCCAAUAUCUGCAGUAUCCCGGGUAAGCAUUCCCGGGGUACGUUUAACUGGUGUAAAUAUUCCUGUUUCUGGUGUCAAUGUCCCGGUAUCUGCUGUAAUAAAGCAAGGCUCAUUGGGAGGUAGGUCUUUCGUGUUCCCAGGAGCGGCGAGUAUAUCCCCGGGGGUAGCGACCACCGGAAUAACGACAGUGGGGACUGCGGGGAGCACCCAUCACCUAAAGAUUGUGGUCAAUCCUAACACAGAUGGAGGGAUAAAGGUCGCUGGUGCCCCUACUAAACCUGGCCUAUCAACUCCAUCGACAAUGCAGUACAGGACUGCUCUUGUGACUUCCCCCCUCCCAAAUAAAACCCCUGCUCCUAUUAAACCACCGACAUCUGUGUCUCCCCAGAUUUCUACCACCCCCCAAGCAGCACUGAUAACAUCAUCGGCUAUAACAUCUGCUCUGACGUCGUCAUUAUCAUCAAAUUCUACAAAUGCUCCAUCAACAUCUGGCUCUAAACCAAUCGUUGUGUCUCGUACUAUUGUCACCGUCCCAAAGGCAGCAAUUGUCAGCGGACAAUCUCAAUUCGUCAUGCACCAAGGACAGUUAUCUGCCGUCAGUAAACAGCUCACCUCUGAGCAACCUGGGACGCAAGUCUCACGGAUUCUUACCUCAACUAGCAAAGCUCAAACAACAAGCUCCGUACCCAAACAAACUGUUCGCGUGAGUCACGCAGGAAGCUCUCAGACAGGCACGAAUCUCGUGAAGAAAGCUACGACACCUCAAACCAUGGCACGCACCAUUCAGGUUGGAGUAAAACGAACAGUGACUUACAACCCUUCAUCAUCAUCGAAAACCGUUACGGUCGCGUCAAGAUCUCUUCCGUCCGAAGCUCUUACAACUCAUGCUUCUAACGUUAGCGCCAUGAAUAUUGCACGGUUGAAGGCGAAACUGAAGUCAAUAAGCGGUCUUCAAACAGGAAAUUUAACUGGUGCAAUGCAGUUGACCACUUCACAAACCUUGACCAACCUUUCUGCGCAAAUCGUUCAAUCUCGAAACGUUGAACAAUCGUCAAAACAACCAGGAGACGCUGCCCAGAUUACUUCAAAGGUGCUAACUCUGGCUGAUCCGCGCGUAUCCAGUCUGGUCACCUCGGCCCAGGUUACUCCAAAGCUGAAUACCCCAACUAUAGCGACGUCUAUCGUCACCCAAACCACGACGACAUCGAAAGUGCAAAGUAUGACGUCUUCUACUGCAGUUACAGUACCAAAAUCAAAGUCUCAGAAUGAUGUUCCAUCACCGCCGUCAACAGAGACUUGUUCAUCAUCAAUUCAGUCCUCUUCUUCAUCCUUGAAGCCUGGGACGAAGUUAAUUCCUUCAACAACAGAGAAACAAUCAACUGAGCAUUCUGUUCCCCGGGAUUCUUCUAAAUCAAGUCUUCCUUCCGAUGUGAAAUUGACCGCACAGCCUCUGGCGAAACCAACGACGCAUUUCAUACAAGUCCCCGCUUCUGCUAAAUCAAUCACGCAGAAUAUUUCCAAACUAAACAACCCAUCUUUAAACACGAAACGCGCGCAGAUUCCAAGUCGAGUCAACACGCAGUCGCCCCAACUCCCGACUUCAACCCCGGCCGCCAGCAUAUCACGUGCUACAAACGUGACUACGAUAGCUCUUCCAUCUAAGAAAGAAGACGCGAUAACAGAACCAGUCGCGAGAAGCGAGAAUAAAGAAAGCGAACAAACGAAUUCUGGUUCUAUGGAUUCGUGUCCUACGCUGGAAUCAAAGUCUGACGACGAAAAGUUGGUUGAAAAAAUUAACAGCAUCGUGAAAGAUGUUGUAAAUAGUAAGCAAAGAACAACUAGACAAUCUGUUCGUCGUCUCGUUGCUGCAGCCAGGCUAGGUGAAGGGCAAGAAAAACAAGAAGACAGCAGUGACAGCAAUAAAGAACAGAAUAAAAAGUAACUUUAUUAUUUAUGUUGUUACA
Dendronephthya gigantea is the source of this 3842-nucleotide messenger RNA. Its product is annotated as KAT8 regulatory NSL complex subunit 3-like. Gene Ontology annotation, cellular component: NSL complex. The record is from RefSeq and is a predicted model, not a curated record. Gene Ontology annotation, biological process: positive regulation of transcription by RNA polymerase II. The transcript is spliced from 12 exons. Lineage: Eukaryota; Metazoa; Cnidaria; Anthozoa; Malacalcyonacea; Nephtheidae. The coding region runs from base 20 to 3820 and encodes 1266 amino acids.